Molecule: messenger RNA, 876 nt
Organism: Symbiodinium sp. CCMP2592
Lineage: Eukaryota; Dinophyceae; Suessiales; Symbiodiniaceae
Source: the annotation of a GenBank genome assembly
AUGGAGGCCGAGACCAAGACCACGAAAAGGCGCGGGCUGGCCGAUGUCUACAUGGCGUCCCAGCUGCUCAACCAGCGUGCCUGGCAAAUUCAGGAGUGCAGGGUGCUGGAUCAGCAGCAGGCCAUGGCCACCAAGGCACUCCGCCCGACCCACUCUGGCUUCGUCCUGCGCUGUCAGCAGAAGGUGGACAACAACAUGUUCGUCUUUUACAACUACCACUGCCACAUGUCCGUGACCGAGGAAGCCACGGAGGUUGCUGGGGUGCCUGAGCUGGCCCCGGUUGAGGCCGAGCCGCGCGGUGGAGACUCUGCCGGCAGUGCCGGCUCGACCCGGGCGUCUUCGACGACGGUUGCCUUGACAGCAGAGAUCGCUGGGUCUGGGUCAGGCGUCUGGGUGUUCUAUCGCUUGCUGCCGCCCGCGCUCCACAAACAGUGUGUGAAGGUCCUCUCACAGAACUUGACUAAACGCAUGGACAUGAAUGAUGCCGAGAAGGUCUUGUUUCUGUCGCCACAAAGUCUGGGCCAUAUGGCAUUCACACUGAAGAAGGGUGCUACCACGAAGUGCUCGGACGUCUUGGAAUGUCUUUUCUUGCUUGGACUUGGAGGGUUCCUCGUCGAGGAGCUCCACUUUUCGUCGGCAUAUGCUGCGGAUUUCGUGCACGUGGACACCGCCGUCUCCCCUUUGGCAGAUUACUGGCUGGCAGCAACGCCCGUCUUCCCCCAGGACAGGAUCAUGGCCAAGAAAGUGAAAACCGUGGACUUCCAGAUCCAGCAGACACGUACUGACAUCGAGGAGAGCAAGAAAAAACGGGAUCGUCUGAGGGCCGCCCUGGAGGACGCAGAGCAGCAGAGCAAACAUGUCAACCGGAGCGCAUAG